ACUCGCAGUGGCGUGCUUUGGCCGGCACGCCCGUGUUCGUCUCCCGCGGGUCCCGUCCCACCCGCGAACCGCGAGCCGCGGACCACGACUCGCGAACCGCGAACGAACCAAGACCCGCGAACCAAGAUCCGCGACCCGCGAGAAAGGACAGACCGAUUCCACGAUUCUACAGUGCAGUGGCAAACGGAUGGCGAGUGGUGCCGCCGAGCUAAAUGGUGCCGCACUGUUGUGACUGCAGCGACGACGCGCGGUUGCAGCAUGCCGCGCUGGACGCGCCGCGGCGAGUGUCACGAGCUUCUCCAGCUCCGAGGGAAUGGAUCGUGACACCCAGCCAGGGCCGAGGAAUCGCCACCUAGCCAGACUAGGAGCUUGACGGGACAGGAUGCUCCCCAGCUGGUUCGCCCUGGCGGGGUUGUUCGCUGUGGUUGGCCCGGUCCACGUUGCCGGCAGGGGCUGCUUCCCUGUCCUGCUCCUGGCGGCUGUGCACCUGUCCCAAGAGGAAUGCCAGACCCGAUCCAUCUACUGCUACGAAUGUGACUCCUGGAAGGACGCGCGGUGCAAGGACCCCUUCAACUACACUGCGCUGCCCCGCGACCAGCCGCCACUGCAAACAUGCAACGGAUGCUGCGUCAAGAUGGUCCGAAACGCACGGAGCCCUUACGAGACGGUGCGAAGGACCUGUACAUCACAGUUGCAAAUUAACCUAUUCAUGGUGGACCACGUUUGUAUGAUGGAAAGUAGUGGCACUGGCCAUAUGUGUUUCUGUGAAGAGGACAUGUGCAAUCCCGCGACCCCUAGUUCCCGGCCUGCGCGCUUCGCCGUGCUGCUUGCGUCCGUCCUUCCCGCCCUCCUCGCGUGGCAGUGCGUGGCCUAGGGCCGCCUAGGGCCUCGUGUUGUUGUUCGUGUUGUUGUUUCGACUGGGGGACGCGCGUCGCAAUCGGGGACCCCGGCACCCACUCCAAAACUACUUGUCGACUUUGUUCCUUCCAAAGUGAGGCCGUUUUUGGCGGCAGCGCUCCGCCAGUUCGAUGGAGACUGCGGGUUCCCCGGUCGCGACUUGCAUGUCCGUCAGUCCGCCCGCCCCCCGGCCGGGUCCUGGAGGUCCUGGAGGUCCUGGGCGUCCCGGACGCGGGCCGGCCGAGGACCGCUUGCUGGCUCUCGCGCGCCGCGGACACACCCAGGACGCCUUCGCCGCGAACCUCGCCGGCCUCGCCGGGCACAGCCUGACUGGCCCGUCGAAGCCGAAGGGAAGUGCCGGGACGCUCCCCGCCACCUCCCGGAGAUGACACCCGCGACCGGGGCGUCCUGCGAGUGUCCCGGAGAGAGAGAGAGAGGGAGAGACAGCCAGGCGCCAGCGGGGUGAAGGCUUGGUGUCGUUUUGAAUGGAAAAUGUAGAGACGAUUUUUUAGUAUUAAGUGCAAGAGCUGUGAUAUGUAGAUGGUGGCAAACAGUAAUUGAAGAUUUUUUUUCGUAAACCAGCCCGGGUUUUAUGCCCCUUCCAGACUUAAGCCGUAGCCAGUAUCGACAAUUCUUACAAUUUUCCUGAGAGAUCAUUCGGUCUCAAAUGGAACGGCAUGAUACCAAUGCAGCCUCGACGCCAAGGCUACUAAGGGAGGAGUAUUUGAUUUCGGUCAUCCUUGUUCCACAGAACAAAGGAAGGACAGGCGAAAUCCUGUACCACUCUCAAAGUGCUCGUUGGGCAUGGACAUGCUGACGGCGAAAAUGCAAGUCUUCCUGCAAGUAGCGGUGCCGCCUCCACUGAGAGACAUGUAGAUCCAUUGCAAAGAGCGCCUUCCUAGGAGCCAAUUGUUUCUAUUAAUUCUGUAGAUUUUAACCAAAAUUUUAGCGCAUAUGUAGUUUUUAAAUACUGCUUGUAUUUUGUCAGCCGUACCGUAAUUCGGCGGAAAGUAGGAAAUGAUUCUGUAAAAUAUCAUCUGCCACAGUAAAUUCUCGGCAAUAAUAUUGAUACUUAAAAGAAAUUAUGGGGUACUUCAGUUGAGAGUUCAACGAAAGAUCAUGUAAGAAAUAACUUGUAAUGAGCAUUUCCUCAUUUUGACCGCCAAAGUGAUAGAUGUCGCACAGUUGCUAGUUAUAGAGGAAAGAGAACUAUUUCCUCACAUUUCAUUAGUGCUAGCAAUUUAGAAAAAUUGAAUUCAAUCGUACUAGUAGAACAAAAGGCAAUAAUGCGGUGUAUGAGAGAAUGUGAUAAAGUGUCACAGUAACUCAUGCACUGUAUUUUUUGCCUUAUUUGGUCACAAUUCAUGUAGUACCGCAGAAGCAUAAUGUCUCUCAGUAAGCAGAGAAAAAGUUGACUUGUUCCUGACCAUACCAUACCUUGUACUCCUCUUAUCUGAGAGAAACCGUCUGCUCAAAAGAAAACAAAAGUUUCAGCCAAUUGCAAACCACAAUCUCAGCAGUAUACAUAUCAAUAAAAGUGAGGCAAUACCCUUCAAGCUCAUCUAUUUUUCUUACAUGAUACUAUACUUGACGGUUUCUGAAGAAAGAUGUACUGCUGGUCUGAGAACAAGCAACUGGUUUGUCUUUGUGAGAAAAGUAACGAGUAACCUUUAAUGAUGAGGGCAACUAUUGCUAUCUGUUGGAGCUACUUACAAAUUCAAAGCACAUCCAUUUACUGUUACUAUUCAGAAAAAGUCAUUAAAUUUUUCACAUUUUACUUAAAUUGUUGGUUUGAUAUCUUAACAUAUACUGCUAAAAUUUACUUGUUAAUUUCCUUCUUUGAAAAGAAAAAUGAUGGUUGUUCCAGAUUUUAACAGAGUCACUGAUUUAAAAUUAGGGCAAGUACAAAAUCAUUUACAUUCUUUGUGAUCUGUAGAUAGCAAUGUAGUUUACAAUGUGAGUAAUGAGAGGAAUAACUCCUCAACAUAAAAUACAAUAAUUAAUUUUCUUAUUUAAGUAGCUCAUAUCAAGAGUAUUAUAAAUUUAUGAAGGCAAAUUCAUAACUGCUCAAGUUCCAAUAUGGAUGUGAAGUGGGGUGUUGAAUUCAUUUACAUCACAGAAGGCUAUUUUAAGACAAGAAGCUUGGGAAACUUGAAGAAAACAUUGAUGAACAGUGUUAGGCUAAUUCCGACUAACUUCAUUCAAUUUCAAUGAGGAGGAGAGCUAACAAAUGCAUGAUGCAAAAUAGAAAAAAAAUGGCAUCCUUUUUAUUGCAUGGAACAUGCAAAUACAGCCUGGAAAAUAGGGCCAUAUAAUUGCUUCUGGAGCCUAAAGCAAACAGCACGCAUGUAUCACAUAGAGGGCACAACAUUUUUUGCACAACCCAGCCCAACAAUGAGGAUCAAUAGCUUAACUGAUUGCUUGACUUUGUGAUCAAUUUGAUAUCUUCAAUUAGCUAGCUAGAACUUAUUGAAUGAGAGAGAAAGCUGACAACACCUAGCAUGAAAAUGGAAGUGUAUUCUUCAUCAAUGAGCUUGAAAGACAAGGCUUUGAAGGCAUGCAUUUAUCCUUGUUGAUUGUUGACUUUUCAGGUCAUUCAGAAUAACAGCAAACAUUAACUUUCCAGCUUACAGCUACGCUCCAAAGGAGGAUCAGAGGGACACAAGGUUGUUAGAUGAUUCCAUCUUCAUUCCAACUCUUCAACCGUGUCACUUCCUCUUUCAGAAUCAGCAUGAUGUAGAUUUUCUAUAGAAAAAGCAAUUGUGAUAGUAGGAGAGUUGUGGCAUCGGCCAAUCUCAGCCAGUAGAUACUCAAACAAACUUUGUAGUUAUGAUGUACCCUGUUUGUAUUUUUGCGGUUCAAAACCAUCCCAUUUUUAACAGUUGCAUUAGCUCAGAACCACUGUAUAUUUAAAUGAUGCUGAUUGCACAGAUGUAACUGGCUUCAAAUAGUUCUAGAUGAAAAAUGUAAUCUAUUUGAACAUGCUCCUACUUUUGGUAGAAGUGCUCCCAUUAGCUGCAUGCUCUGCAGCGCCAUUUAGAUAGCCAGUUCUUCUACCAUCUUCGAAUGGUAGUUGAGGUGGCUGUUAAAACCUGAUUUUCACUUCAACAGUCUCCCAAAGUAAGCAAAAGUGAGACUAACCAAGUUCUCCUCGAGUUUAAGUCAAGAGGGACUUACUUGUUUUGUCUCUAUUGCAAAACAGUUUUUCUUCUCCACAUUGUCUCCUAGAUUCGUGGGUCUCCCGGACGUACUUUUGAUGAGGCUUCCUCAGGCGUCUCAGGCAAAAGUAGACACAGGGCUGAUCCAUGCGAAUGAAUUCAACUCUGGAUGACAAUGCAGCGGGUCUUUAAAUCAGUCAGUAAAUCAAAGGUUGACCCUUGGAGAGGAAGAGCAUGUUGUCCCCUUCCAUGUGGCCUGUUGUCAAUCUUUUCCACAUGUCAAUUAUCAAAGCCACUGUGAAUGGAAACUGUGAUGAUAAGUCUUUUGGCUGACCGACUUCCUCAAAGGAUAAUACCAAUUCAUUUCAAUAUUCAGAAAGAUCAAAAAGAGCACCCGUCUUCGUAAAAAACAUCAACUUCAGUACACUUGGUAGGCUUUGGUCCAGUUCCUAAGUGAUAAUCACUGUUGAAAUUCUAUGUUAUUUUAAAUUAAAUACGUACUUCUACUUGAUUUGAAACAAGCAUCGAGCUUGAUUUUUAUGUCUAAUUUAAAGGAGUAGAAUUGACCUGGUUUUAUGUUCAAAGGAACUAAUUGAGUUAACAAUUGACAACUCUUAUCUCAAUUAACUUGAAAAGAAAUCAUAAUUUAUUCAACAAUGUUAUGAAAUUACACUGUUGUUUAGAAUUCCUCCAUCAAUCAUAGAAACCUGCAACAUAGAAUCGACAACAACAACCUCAGCAAUCCAUUACUCUGCUUGCAAAUACUGAACAACAACAACAACAACUAGUGAUCGCAACUGCGGCAUGUGGAAAACAAACACAAUGCUUUCCCAGCUGAGAAAAGAUGCAUUAAAUUGUAAUCAAUGUACGAACACACAGCAAUAUAGCCAGGCAAAUAGCUCAAAAAUGUCAACAGAUUUGUGGGGAAAAAAUACAUGGACAUUGUCAUUAUAAAAUUAUGUAGGGAUACAAAUUGUAAAAUUAUGAGCUAUACUUCAUCCACCUUCUCGAACAUGGAUAAAGAAUGCUUUCGAUGACAGCAAUAAAAUGUAAUUAUCAUAUUAAACUUUCUAUUCAGUUUAGUUUUAACUGAGUCCUAUUGAUGGGUUCACGUUCAUUUGAAUCAUUUGCUGGUUUUGCAUAAACAGUAACAGAAAAGAGCAUCACAAAAUUUCCAUUAAAGGGAAGAAAAGGAAGUAGAUUGAAGUAUCGGCUUAAAAUUUUUCUUUUCCUUGAAAUCUAAUAAUGUGCAAUUUUCAAUAAAGACUGUAUAUAAAUUAUCAACUUA
Molecule: messenger RNA, 5343 nt
Organism: Thrips palmi
Lineage: Eukaryota; Metazoa; Arthropoda; Insecta; Thysanoptera; Thripidae
Gene: qvr
Product: protein quiver
Exons: 6
Coding region: 383-874 (163 amino acids)
Biological process (GO): regulation of synaptic transmission, cholinergic; sleep; positive regulation of voltage-gated potassium channel activity
Source: RefSeq, a predicted model, not a curated record